CCAAAUUGACUCUGACGCAUGACUGACUGAACUGAAGAAGGCAGUCUGCAGGCUGGGCGCUGCACCUGAGCAUUCCCCUCACCAUCUCACACACUUUCUGCUGCUUUAAUUAAUGAUUUAACAUUUAAUUUAACGCCUGCCAUGUUCAUCCCACCUCCCUCAGUUUUAGCAGAGCAAGAUAGGGAGUGCGCGCUUCUUGUUUUCUCUUUUUGAACAGGGUUUAAUCAAAAACAAAAACAGUGAUUUAUUUUGUCUUCUGUGUGAUUUUCUAGCAGUGAUUUUGGAGUCCCUUGCUUUUGUUUUAAGCCAAAAGAAACCGCGAAGCUCUCGAAAGAUUUCUGCUCUUUCUUUUUCAUUUUUUCCUUUUUAGGGACUCCAUAAGUAUUCUUUGCUUCUGGUGCUGCUGUAACUGCACCAACCUCAAUUCCUUCCCCUUCGGAUUGAGGUCUCAAAGCGGUUUUUCAACCGCUUCGACCUCAAACCGCAACCCCUUCUGAGAUUCUUCCUUAAAUUCAUACUUUUACCCCUGCUUCCAUUUUCAUUUGGUACUGGUGGAAAUGGGAAUUGCGAUUCUUGGGCAUGUGGGUUUGCAGAGAGAGUUUUUAGUUUCAGGUUUCUUGUCUGUGUGAUGCUAAUUGCCAAGUGGGUUAAAAAAGGGUGUCUCUUGUGUUCCGGGCAGGGUUUUGGGUUUGACUCUGUGAUGGGUUUGGAGUGAUUUGGGAGAUCUGCGAGUUAGGUGCGGAGAGACAUGGAGCCUCCAGUGGGGGUGUUGGCUACUCUCUGGAAUUUUCUCUUUUUCUUGCCUUUCUUCAUUGGGCUUCUUCUUCUGGGCAUCAUUAAAGGUGAGUACCGAUCAAUUUGUUCUUUGGUUCAGUUCAGGGGUUGUUUCAAUUCAUUUCUUUCCAAGAAUUUGAAGAUUGCGAGCGCUUUGUUUCUUUCCUUUUCUGCUGCUGUUUUCCUUCUACUUUGAAUUAUUUAGUUUUCCUGCCUCAACUGCGUGUAUGAGCUUUGGUAUGCCUACCUGUUUUUGUCUGCAAGUAUUUGCAAAUAUCAAUUUGUCUACUGAAGAUUCAAUCCCUCAAUUGAAUGUUCGAGAUCUAAAUACAAUUCAUUUAUAGUCUGUCUACACUAAACAAAACACCCAGUACACAAAGCUCUUGCACCAAUCUGGGUCUGAGAGAGAGACAGAGAGAGAACAUGAUGCACCCGGCCUUAACUCCUCCUGUGCCCUUCUGGCCUGAGUGUAACAUUCUCACCAUUGUGAAAUGUGAAUCACUUUAAGGGAAUAUUUAUAAAAUAAUAUAAAUAUUUCUUACAACCAUUUGGUCAGGCUCGCCCUCUAUAUUCUGUCUACACUCUACAGAAUAUUUAGUCCAUGAAAUGUUUGAGAAUUACUCCGGUUCAUAUCUUUGUAAAUAGUUUCUGUAUUUUCGCUUUUCCGUAGUUGGUACGUUUUCUUGAAGUGUUUUAGAAUAAAGCGGUUAUCUUGAUUAUGUAUGAAAAAAUUGCAAACAGUAUUAUGCUCUCUUCUUCUCUUUCUUGGUCUCAACAACUACCUUCUGUGCAGAAAUGGAACUUUCUUGCUUGUCAUCCCACCCCCUUCCCCCUUUUUUUUUCGGGUGGAGUACUUGCCUGGUUACACGAUUUGAUUGUUGUUGUUUCAAUUUGUUUGCUAAGAUGUAAUUUAUUGUACUGAACUUUUUAUUACAGGGAUUGUUUUCUGCCCAUUGAUAUGCCUUAUUAUGUCAAUCGGAAACACUGCAAUUAUUGUGGGUCUUUGGCCAGCGCAUAGUAUCUGGACAUAUUAUUGCAUUGUGAGAGCUAAACAAUUAGGGCCCAUUUUGAAGCUUGUUCUCUGCAUAUGCGUCACUGUUCUCUUGAUUUUGUGGCCACUGGUUGGCAUUGUUGGGAGUAUAAUUGGUGGUGCUGCAUAUGGGCUUUUUGCGCCAAUAUUUGCCACUUUUGAAGCAGUUGGAGAAGGGAAGACUAAUGAAUUUUUCCAUUGUAUCUAUGAUGGAACUUGGACCACUGUCCAAGGGACUUGUACCGUCAUCAGGGAUUUUAUGGAUGUUUGUUUCCAUUCCUAUUUCUCACUUAUGGAUGACUUGCGCCGCCAAGUGCCACCUGAUGGCAAACGUUAUGAGAUCAGAUUGCUUCAUCUUCCUGGUGCUAUUAUAGCUGGGGUACUUGGCGUCAUGCUUGACAUGCCAAUUAUUUCACUCAUUGCCCUAUUCAAGAGCCCUUAUAUGCUUUUCAAGGGGUGGCACCGUUUGUUUCAUGAUCUUAUAGGUCGAGAAGGCCCAUUUUUGGAGACUAUAUGUGUGCCAUUUGCAGGUCUUGCCAUCUUGCUCUGGCCAUUGGCUGUUGUGGGUGCAGUAUCAGGUUCUGUGGUAUCAAGCAUCUUCCUAGGUUCUUAUGCUGGAGUGGUUGUUUAUCAGGAGUCCUCUUUUUGGUUGGGGCUUUGUUAUAUCAUUGCUUCGUUAUCCUUGUUUGACGAAUACAGCAAUGAUGUUCUUGACAUGCCUGAAGGGUCCUGUUUUCCUAGGCCUCAGUUUAGAAAAAGGCCUGAAGCGCGAACUAGCACACAUUCAAGUUCCUUUUCGAGGCCCAACUCUUUCAAAAACCCCCCUUCUCAUACUGCUUCACUUAAGGGUUCCGUGAUUGAGUUGAGGCCACUUGAGCUAUUUGAUAAUGUAUUUAGGGAGGCUCAACGCCAUGGGGAAACCAUGGUUUUUGGUGGACUAAUAACUAAGGAAGACAUUGAAGAUUCCAAGUCUAAAAAGGCUAACAGCAAAGUAAUAAGGAUUGGCUUACCAGCUUAUUGCCUCCUUCAGGCACUCCUCCGCUCUGCAAAAGCCAACUGUACUGGUUUGCUAUUGAGUGACAAUGUUACUGAGAUUACUAGCACGAACAGACCAAGAGAUACGUUCUUUGAUUGGUUUCUUAAUCCCCUCUUGAUCAUUAAAGACCAGAUCAAAGCUAUAAACCUUUCAGAGGCUGAAGAGGACUAUCUUGGCAGAUUAGUUCUAUUCAACAGCAGUCCUGAGAAGUUAAAUUCUAAUAUACCUGAGUCUGAGCGCAGACGAGCCGAACUCGAUGCAUUAGCUCGAAGGCUUCGAGGAAUUACAGCAUCUAUCUCAAGGUAUCCAACAUACAGGCGGCGUUUUGAAUAUCUUGUGAAGACCUUAUCUGAAGAUCUUGCCAAGAAGAAUGGUGACAGCAAAUCGAGCCAUGAACAAACAAUUCCAAGGUCCAGGAAUGGUUUUGCCCGGAUAUUUAGCCAGAAAUCUUUUAAAAGAAAAGGGAGCGACACUGGGUCUGAACUCACUGGAUCCGAUCAAGAGUCUAGGAUUGUGGAAAUUACAUGAUGAGAGAUAUCCAAUACGAUCCAAAAAGUUACUUGAUAUAUCCCAUUAAAGUGGGGAAAAAGAAAAGAAAGAGAGAAAGAAAGAAAGAAAGGAGGAACACUUAUCAUUUUAUGUUUUGAUUCUUGUUCCGGCCUCUUUAGAAAGGAGAGUACAUUUGAAUGAAUGUAGGAAAUGCAAAUGAAAUGUAGCUUUCACUGUGUAUAUAGGUUGUAAAAGUUACUGCUCAGAUAAUCCAUGAGAUUUUUACUCCAAUGCGUGAGCAGCCGCUGGACACUAUAGAAGCUUGAGAGAUGGAGCUAAACAUCAGAAGACUACAGGGAUGAGCUGAACAACUGGUGAAGAAAGCUGCUGAGUGCUAUGGACUGAAUGUGUUCUCUGCUAGGGUCUGCCUUUUAAUUUUUUUUUUCUCCUUUGGGUUGAGUGGAGUGCUUUGUAUGGCUGAUAGGGACCUUGACUACUGUGAAUCAGUUAAAAAAAAAAAAAUUGGAAGAAUGUUUUUUUUUAUUACUUUGUGUGAAUAGAAGUUGAUUGAAAACAUAAUAGGAUUUCUGUAUUUCUUGAAUUAUUUUGUACAAGUCAAUACAAACUAUUUAUAAUACAAUUUUUACUCUAAAUA
Molecule: messenger RNA, 3984 nt
Organism: Malania oleifera
Lineage: Eukaryota; Viridiplantae; Streptophyta; Magnoliopsida; Santalales; Ximeniaceae
Exons: 10
Coding region: 1743-3368 (541 amino acids)
Source: RefSeq, a predicted model, not a curated record